Messenger RNA from Guyanagaster necrorhizus, 481 nucleotides. RefSeq lists its product as uncharacterized. The coding region runs from base 133 to 387 and encodes 84 amino acids. NCBI's taxonomy places the organism in Eukaryota, Fungi, Basidiomycota, Agaricomycetes, Agaricales, Physalacriaceae. The record is from RefSeq and is a predicted model, not a curated record. The transcript is spliced from 4 exons.
UAUUGGGUGAAUAUCCUUACGGAUGAUGCCAUUUCACAAGGGCAUGCGGUUGAGAGUGCUGCGAAUAGUUCUCCUUAAUCCACACCCCGAAACCCUGCACUUAUACGGGCGUUCGUCCCCAGUCCAGAGGUCAUGCAACGCGCGUGGUAUUGCAGCAAAGAAUGUCAAAAGGGCGAUUGGAAGACGUGGCAUAAAGAUCUCUGCAAGGCUUUCAAAGAAGCGAACGAAACGGAUAAAGCCAUGCGCCUUGACUCGCUAGCUACGCGCAAGGAAGGUGUGUUAACUCGCGAAAUAUGCGCGAACCUGUUCUCGAAUCCCACUGCCGACCGUGAAUAUGGAACGUUGCCUGUACAGUUGAUCACGUCCGUCCUUCAUCUUCCCAAUUGAUCUGACCCUGGAUCCUCCCUGCGAGGAGAUCAAAUGCACUGUCUGCUUGUGCACGCCAUUCCAGAGCCCGACUACGAGUUAUAACAGCAUGACU